This is a messenger RNA of Fusarium odoratissimum NRRL 54006, 1617 nucleotides long. RefSeq lists its product as uncharacterized. Lineage: Eukaryota; Fungi; Ascomycota; Sordariomycetes; Hypocreales; Nectriaceae. Bases 29 to 1450 code for a protein of 473 amino acids. The record is from RefSeq and is a predicted model, not a curated record. The transcript is spliced from 4 exons.
CGACUGCCCCCAUCUUCCCUCGACCAGAAUGCCUGCCUCGACUCGGAUAGGGUCGAAGCUCGAGUUUGUCAGCGUGAGCCACCCAGACGAGGUCAAAAACCGGCACAACAAGCGCAAAAUUCAUCAGCAUGUGAUGAAAGAUAUAGGAUUAUCAAGAAGAAAGAAUACGCAUAGUAGGAAGUUAAGGACCGAGCCGGACAUUUCAAAGACUUUGGCACUUCACGAAACCCACCCGGCAUACACAUUCUACCAACCAGAUAAUCGUAGGCCUGAAGUGUCGGAGUCAUCAAUGCAGCUUCUUGAGCCAGGUGCAGAUCGGACACUCUACUCCAGGACUGACACUAGAGCUAAAAUGAUGGAAGCCUUUCUGCUUCGGCCAAAGUCGUCCAUAUGCGACAAGGUCAGAGAGAUGUGCUUUGCUAUCGGCCUUGUCGACCAGGCUACUCUAAAUCUUGCACUUGCGGAGACCGCCCUGUAUAGCAAUGAGUAUACAGGUGAUAUGCAUUCUGGGCGAGAAGAUUCAACGGCGUUGAAGCACUACAAUCUCAGUUUACAUUUCACCAGCCAAAAGAUCCAAACAUCGAAUAGCGUACCUUCUGACGAAAUUUUGAUCACUGUUAUAGGUCUUGCCAACUAUGAUAUGAGCAUAGGUAAAGUCGAACGAUACAGCACCCACCUGGCUGGCCUAGAGACCUUGGUGCGCGGUCGCGGAGGAGUAGACAGGUUUCGUUCAUCAUAUUUGUUAUUGUCUUUAAUUUGGUCAGAUGUUAUUGGAAGCCUAUCCCUGGACCGUCCGCCGAGAUUUGCAGCUCCUUCUCACCUAUGGACUCAGCUUGAACAGCCCACAAUUACCCAUGUUCUGGCAAAAACUUUAAAGGCUUUGAGGGAUUUGUCGCCAGUUCUCUCAGAUUUAUGUUCAGUUCUUCUAUCACUGGCAAGAGUUGCUAAGGCGUCUCAACACUGGGAGGAGUCGACAUUCCGUUACUGUGAAACCAUCCUGCAUAGCUCAUACUUUCUUCUCCUGGUGCCAAGGCACACACCAUCAGAAGGGCCAGAGGGGCAUUCUUCUAGGAUAUCACAAAUUCACCAAGUCGUUCGUUUGGCCGCUUUGAGGUUUCUCGUCACGGCCGCUGAGCACAGUCAUCACACAGUCGGCGCCAUCCAGUAUCGCAAACCUCAACUGUCGCACCUACUGACAGGUUAUGAAAUAUCGUGGGAUGGGUUGGAAGAACUUCAGGUCUGGGUACAAGUUAUAGCGGCAGUGACCGAAGGGACUCGUGACAGAAGCUGGAUGACUCAGAGGAUAGCUCUUACGAUUGAACGACUUGGUUUGAACUGGAUCGAACUAGAAGGAAUGCUGAGACAGAUUGCUUGGGUUGAUUCCUUUGAAGGCGAGUUCAGUAGGCUGGAAGAGGCCGUGAAUAGUCAGGAGAUAGCCAGGGUUGGUUAAAUACCGCGAAACCGAUGAGAAAUCAUAAGGUAUCUCCGACUUUUCGGGCAUUUGAUUGCAGAGAAAUGAUUGUCCAACGUCUAGUAAAAUCAAAGACCAGAGUGUCUGAACUCGUGUGAUUGGUCAGCUCGGAUCACAUAUCUCGGACUAUGUGCCUCAGACUCUUC